Molecule: messenger RNA, 1042 nt
Organism: Petromyzon marinus (sea lamprey)
Lineage: Eukaryota; Metazoa; Chordata; Hyperoartia; Petromyzontiformes; Petromyzontidae
Source: RefSeq, a predicted model, not a curated record
AUGCUGCUGAUGAUGCUGCUGCUGCUGAUGAUGCUGAUGAUGCUGAUGUUGAUGUCACCAGAGGCUGAGCUGCAGCCAGACUACUGGGUGCAGGCUGCCCAAGAAACGUUGGCCCAGGCCCUGAAUCUCGCCCCCAACACCAACACAGCACGCAACGUCAUCCUCUUCCUGGGGGACGGCAUGGGUAUCCCCACCAUCACGGCCACGAGGAUCUUCAAGGGGCAGCUGCUGGGGCAGCCGGGUGAAGAUUUCCAACUCGCCAUGGACUCGUUCCCCUACGUGGCACUCUCCAAGACGUACAACACCAACGCCCAGGUCCCAGACAGUGCCGGUACAGCCACGGCCUAUCUGUGUGGGGUCAAGGCGAAUGAGGGCACCGUGGGUCUCAGCGCCGCGGCCAGACGCAGCGAAUGCACCACAGCAAACGGCAAUGAGGUCACCUCCAUCCUGCGCUGGGCCAAGGACGCGGGCAAGUCGACGGGCAUCGUCACGACGACACGUGUGAGUCACGCCACUCCCAGCGCCGCUUAUGCCCACAGCGUGGAGCGGGACUGGUACAGCGACGCCAACUUGCCCGCCGACGCCGUCGGCAAGUGCAAGGACAUCUCGCUGCAGCUCGUGGAGAACAUUCCAGGCAUCAAUGUGGUGAUGGGUGGAGGCAGACACUACAUGCUCCCUAACACCACCCAGGACCCAGAAUACCCCGGCAGGAUGGGCGGCCGCAGAGACGGGAGAGACCUCGUGAAAGAGUGGAUGAAUAAAUCGGAAAACUCGAACGGAAAGUACGUGUGGAACAGAGAACAACUACUGGCUGUUGAUGUCUCCAAGACUGACCACCUCCUGGGCCUGUUUGAACCGAUGGACAUGCUCUACGAACUGGACAGGAACAAGACGGUGGACCCGUCUCUCGUGGAGAUGGUGAAAGUGGCGCUCAGAAUCCUCACCAAGAACCCCAAAGGAUUCUUCUUACUGGUAGAAGGUGAGUGGGUCAGGGGAGGAGUGAUGGCUCCUCACCAGCUCGCUCACCAGCUCGCUCACCAAC